Setaria italica (foxtail millet) is the source of this 3727-nucleotide messenger RNA. RefSeq names its product nuclear pore complex protein NUP1. The transcript is spliced from 8 exons. Gene Ontology annotation, biological process: nuclear membrane organization. Bases 90 to 3278 code for a protein of 1062 amino acids. NCBI's taxonomy places the organism in Eukaryota, Viridiplantae, Streptophyta, Magnoliopsida, Poales, Poaceae. The record is from RefSeq and is a predicted model, not a curated record. Gene Ontology annotation, cellular component: nuclear envelope.
CAGCGGACUCCUCGCAGCUUCUUCCCCCCUCCUAAACCCUAGCCUGCGCCCCGCGAUCCGGCGAAACCCUAGCCCAACAUCGCCGUCGCAUGGAGCCCCGGGGCUACGACUACGGCGGCGGCACCGGCGGCAAGAUCCGCCGCCGCCCUCCCUCCCGCGCUGCCGCCGCCUCUCCCUACGCGCGCCCCGCCCCCGCCCCCGCCCCUGCGGCCUCCGCCGCGGCGGCGGCGUCGGCUUCGCAGGGCGGCGGGUGGUUCUCCCGGAUCAUUUCCGCCGGCGCCUCGCGCCUCCUCCCUUCCCUGUUCCCGAAGCCACCUCCUCAGCUCACUGCGCCGGUCCCGCCGCCGCCGGAGCCGCUCGAGAAGCCGCCGUCGCGCGAUCUGCUGCUCGAGGCGCGCUCGGAGCCUCUCGACGCGCUGCCCUCGCUGCUGCCCCCACCGUUAGAGGAUAAUCUUCCACAAGGUGAAGAAAACAGUGGAGCAAUUGCCAAUGAUAAUCUGUGUGAUCCUCAAAGUUCUGUUAAGGAAAAAGAGGAAGUUCUAAGAAAUUUUGAUAACCAUUGUGGUAUGGAUCUUGAAGAGCUGUUGAAGCAGAAAACUUUCACAAGGACUGAAUUUGAAUAUUUGGCUGAGUUAUUAUGGUCUAGAACUAUUGGAUCAAAUUCAUUGAAGCCUGAAGAUGGUAGCUUUAGCAAAAUGCCAAUGUCUGAGCAGGAUAAUGGAUCUAGACACUCCAGCUUACCAGUUGAUUUCUCCAUUACAAGAUACAGUGUUGCAGAUCAAGUUGCCUCGCCAGCCGAAAUUGCGAAAGCAUAUAUGGGUUCAAAAUCUUCUAAGGGUUCCCCUUUACGCCUUAGAUUGCAUGAUCCCUCCUCUAUACCUAUCAAAUCAACUGAAGCUAGUAUGAUACAAAAAACUAAACCUCCCACAAUACCUCUUCUCCAAAGCUCAAGAUUACAUGUUUCCAAAACUUCUGGUCGUCCUGAAAGUAACUUUACAACUCCGAAUCGAUCAGCAAUCUACAAAAUGUCAUCAUCUCCUUAUUUUAAGAGUGGUGUUUCAUCGAAGGAUAUAUCAAGUACUGUAUCUUCACCUUAUCAGACCCCCAGUAGUGUCCAUACUUUUGGCAGGCAGGUCUUGAAGAGGAAGAGUAGUGCUGUCAACAAUGAGAUUGUAUCUGUUGGUCCUGUGCGCAGAAUGCAUCAAAGAUAUAACAGAACAUCACCGCUGUUGGAAACACGGCCAGGUUACUGUAGAUAUCUUGGGGGCCAUGGAAGCAAUGUUGAUGAAGGUUCUGAGCAACUGGCACAGACUCAGAAGCGUCGUUGUGUGAGUAGAGUUGGUGAUGCAACUCUUGGCAGCAUAGAUGACAAAGUUCACGCAAACAGUUUUGGUCAGGCUCCAGCGCAGUCAGCUGAGAUGGCUGCUAAGAUACUGAAGCAGCUUGACACAUUAGUUCCUGCGCAAAAUGAAAACAUGUCAGAAUUAAGGGAGAAACAUGGGAAUGCUAUGGAUGCCAGAAAUCUUAUUUCUCAAGAAAAGGAAGUAUCAGCCCAGAGUAAUCAUUUGGAACCCUCGCCAUCAGAGGUUAAGGAUACCCCAGCUUCAGGGACUGAAAAGAUGGUUGAUGCUACAUCAAACAAGUCUGAUAAUAAAAAGCCUUCAACAUCUUUGAGAAGCCAGGCUCCUAAUCUGGUAUUAUCCAGUAAAAUUGACAGAAACAAAAUGCCAGUUCCAUCGAAUGGCUUCACCUUCCCUAUCCAAGCAGGCCUUGGUGCUCACUCUGUGGCUCCUCCAACACCUACAUUGGCAUCUGCGCCUAUACUACCUGUUGAGAAGCAGCAAUCUUCAGCACUAUUCCGUGCUAAUACUUCCAACGAAAGCCAUCCCAGAAUUUUGCAAUCAGUUUCUGAAGAAGGAUCAAUGGUGCAUAAAGUCGAUAACAAACUAAAUGCAGAUGCGAAACCAAUGCCUUUUAAGAAUUCUGGGCAAGGUGCAUCUUUCACGAGUAACCCUGUGUUUAAGGUUGUCAAUUCGAAGCCUACAUCCUUAAGCAAUGGCCCUGGGCAUAUGUCAAACUCUACUGUCUCAGCUCUACAGCCUUCUAGUGGAUCAACGAACUCUGCUUCAUUUCAGUCUGCUGGCUUGACCAUCUCCAUUGCAGCUUUAAAGUCUACACAGAGUAGUUCAACUGGAGGCAGUUUCACUUUCCCCAAUACUAGUAUGGGUAGUUUUGCCACCUCAAAUGUGUUUGUGGGCACAACCUCUCGAUCUGUUGCAGCACCAUCAUUGGCAUCAUCUGGUACAGGAAGCCCCAGCACUCCUUUCGGUUCCUCUCCACUCUUUGGAACUGCAAGUUCAUCAGCUAGUCUGGAUAAAUCUAAAGCACUAAGCAGCAGUACCCCUUUUAGUACCUCCCAGCAGGUCAGCAUUGCAAGUUCUUCUGCAGCUCAGGACAAAUCCAAAGCAGUGGGUAGCAGUAACCAUUUUGGCUUUUCCCAGCAGUAUGGCACUGCGAGUUCUUCAACUUCUCAGGAUAUAUCUGUCUCUCAACCAGCAGUUCUUUUUGGGAAUCAGAAUGGCCACUUAGGAAAUAGCAAUUCCCAGUUCACACAGAAUUCAGUGAAUAAUUUGAGCUUCGUGUCUCCAGAGAAGUCAGAGAAUGGUAGCUCACAAAGUUUUGCAGAUUCACAAGUUUGUUCGGCACCUUUGUGUUCUGGUCCUUUCAAUUCAGGUACUGUGUUUCCUUGGGCAGCCGGUUCGGCUUCUGCUUUUGCUGCGACUGCUCCGCCAUCUACUACAAGCUUAGGUUUUGGGUCCAGUCAAGCAUCGUCAGCAUCCCCAAUGCUUGGCAGCAAAUUGAGUACACCCGUUCCAGCUUCAUUUGGCUUGCCAAAUACUGGCUCUGCUACUUCACUUCUCAGCCCACCCCCAAGCGCUGUAUUCUCAUUCCCUUCAUCGACUCCUUCAAUACCAAAUCCUUCACCCACAACACCAUUCGGUGGUCCUACUUUACAGAUCAAUGGAGGGAACAUGGCUGCAGACGGGAAUGGGUCCCCCUUUCCGACAGCUUCGCCGUUUCUCUUGCCAAGCAGCUCGCCAUCGACUCCAACAUUCAGUACGCCUGCAACUCAGUUUUCUUCCAGUACAUCAUCCUCACCUGGCAUCUUCGGAUUUGGCCAGCAGAGUCAAGCUUCUUCAGGUGGUUUCUCGAUGGGCCCUGGUGGUGGUAAUGACAAGUCUGGCAGAAGAAUUAUCAGAGUUAAGAAAAGGAAAUGAGAUGCCAGUUUUUUUAAGUGCUGGAGAACAUGCAAUCAGUUUGGCUUGUGGCCGCCCACCCUGCAAUGCAAAUUGCUCUGGUUUUCAGGGCUGAGGCGUCUGCUUGUGUUACUUUCCUGUUUCUCUUUGUUUUGCUGAGAUAGCAAUGAGAUCCAGCCAGCCUUUGUUGAUCACAAUUUUGACACACUAAACAACAGUAGAGGUCAUUCAAUUCUGUCACUGAACUGAUAUUGCAGUAUGAUGAAAUUCAUUUGUCGAUGUCAAACUUGUAUUAUAUAAAUUCAGCUAUCAAUUCGUCCAUAUCUUUGGUGGAACAAUCACGCGAUUCCUUCUCAUUCUCCUCUUUUUGAUUUGUGUAUAGUUUUGCUUUGUUUUCUUUUCUUUUUGUUAAAGUUUUCCCCCCACUUGUAGCCCCGUUGCUUUCAAAGUGGAUUAGGGACGGUCAUGAA